Trichoderma atroviride IMI 206040 is the source of this 288-nucleotide messenger RNA. RefSeq lists its product as uncharacterized. NCBI's taxonomy places the organism in Eukaryota, Fungi, Ascomycota, Sordariomycetes, Hypocreales, Hypocreaceae. The record is from RefSeq and is a predicted model, not a curated record.
AUGAAGGUCACUUCCAUUGUCGGUGUUAUCGCCGCCCUCGCUGGGCCUGCCGCCGCCUUCUAUGGCCAGAUGGCUGCCAGCGCGAUGACAGUUAGCGGAGAGGGUCCCGCCUAUCAACUCAUCACUUUGUCCGACUACAACACUGGAUCCAUUUACUCUGGCGAUCUAAACUUCAGCUUUUCAGGCACGCAGAAGUUUGUUUAUUUCGAGGAAGAUACUCCGGGCAGUUACGACUUUUACGCUCUUAUGUGGAGGAUCACCGAUGGAUGCCACAACAUUGACUUUUAG